Molecule: messenger RNA, 11595 nt
Organism: Eimeria acervulina
Lineage: Eukaryota; Apicomplexa; Conoidasida; Eucoccidiorida; Eimeriidae
Exons: 13
Coding region: 1-11595 (3864 amino acids)
Biological process (GO): regulation of transcription by RNA polymerase II
Cellular component (GO): SWI/SNF complex; nucleus
Molecular function (GO): transcription coregulator activity
Source: RefSeq, a predicted model, not a curated record
AUGGCGCGGGAUCGCAGCAAGAAGCGCACGAAGCAAGGGGGGGGCCCCUCCCCCUCCUUUGGGUCUUCUAAACGCCAGAAGCUGGGGGCCCCCAAGAGGCCCCCCCCCUCUCACACUCAAGUUGAGGUGAAGGUCAAGAAGCACCUGCUAGCUGCAGCAGCAGCAAAAGCGGAGCAGCAGCUGCAGCAGAUGCAUGAGGAAGCAGCAGCAGCAGGAGUUCCUUUCGCUCAUCUAUGUACUCCUUCUGCUGUUGACGAGGCCCUCCAGAAGCUGACCUUCACUUCUCCUCUGCAGCGGCUGCAGGGCCUAAAGAGGCUCACGGGUUGCUUUGCUGCACUGCGCCAGCAGCAGCAGCAGCAGCAGCAGCAGCAGCAGCAGGAGGCGGGGGGCCCCAAGGGGCUGCAGAUGGGGCCCCUUCUACGUCAGGUGCUGCCGGUGCUGCUCGCUGCUGCAGCAGAUGAAGACGCGGAGUGCAGGCAGCAGGUGCUGGUUUGCUGCUGUGCCCUUAUACAAACCCUAAGCAGCAGCAGCAGCAGCAGCAGCAGCAGCAGCAGCAACGAAGACGAGGAGAAGAUACGUGAACGAAGGGCGUCAGCAGCUUUGAUGCCUUUUGCAGAUCUCUUCUCCGCCUCUUUCCUCAACUGCCUGACGGCUGUAGACAGCCGCAUUAGGAGUUUAGGCGUCUCCUUGGUGUCUCUCUUUCUGCUGCGCGUCCCCUCAUUUACUCUCACGCUUCCAGACUUAGCUGUACAUACACUGCGCGUUGUUGUUGCUUCUUCUGGAGGGGCUUCUUUUCUUGCUUUGUCUCUGCCGCUGCUGCUGCGGCUGCUGCCUCCUUAUAUUAAAAAGGAGAAGCUGCUGAGGGGCCCCCAGGGGGCCCUCAUCACGCAAGAAGAGCUGCUGCCGACAGGAAUCUAUGAGCUGCAGCAGCUGCAGCAAAGCAGCUUGCUGCAGCUAGAGGGAACAUCUCCUGCUGCUGCUGCUGCUGCUGCUGCUGCGGGGACCCAAGGGCAAGACAGCCACACCCCGCUGCUGAUGCAGCUCUUCAGCAGCUGCUGCGACUGCUGGCUGCAGCAAGUACACGACCUUACGGACGGACGCGGGGGCCGUAGUGCCUUUGCAGCAAGCGCCAACAGAGACAGCAGCAGCAAGCAUCAUCAGCAGCAGCAGCAACAGCAGCAGCAGGAAGAUGCUCAGCAGCAGCUACAGCUGCUGCAGCUGUGCUGCAGCAUCUUUCAUCUGCUGCUGUUUGGAGACACUGACGGCGCAGCAGACCCUGAGGGGCCCCCAGGGGAGAAGGAGGAGGUGGGGCCCCUCUUGAGGCCCCUUGUGCUGCAGCUGGCAGCAGCAAACGAGCGCAGGCGGCAGCAGCAGCAACAGCAGCAACAGCAGCAACAGCAACAGCUUCCACUGCUGGAGACCUUUAUUACGCAUGUAUUGCCGUCUCUCUUGGAUAUCUUAGACCGGGAGCUGCCUCCUGCGCUGCAGACAGCAGCAGCAGACACAGCAGCUUCAUUUGUCUCCUUAGUAUGCCGCUUUCUUGCUGCACCCUUGGGGGCCCUUGUGGGCCCCCAAGUCCUCAUCACCCUCAAGCAAGGGGGGCCCUCCGGGGGGCCCCCAAGGGAGGGGGGCCCUAAGGGGGCCCCAGGGGGGCCCCCAAAGGAGGGGGGCCCUAAGGGGGCCCCAGGGGGGCCCCCAAGGGGGGUAGGCUCAGGGGGGCCCCCUGGGGGACCCCCAAGAGAGGGAAGUUCAGGGGGGGCCCCCGGGGGGGCCCCAAGGGGGCCUCUGUUCCGUACAGCUGAGAAAGGAAAAGAUAUUGCAGGGGCGGCCUUAAGAAUAUGGGGGCCCUCUCUUCGUUCUGUGCUGCUGUCUGUUGCUGCUGCUGCUGCUGUCUAUCUCACCAAGACUGCAGCGCAGCUCCAGCAGCAGCUGCUCGCCGUUGUCUCCCGCCAGCAGCAGCAGCAGCAACAGGAGCAGCAGCAGCAGCAGCAGCAGCAGCAGCAGGAAAAGGGGGGGUACGUUCCUGUCCCUUUAGGGACAAAGAAGGCCUUUGUGAUGUUCGCUUUGGAGACAGCUCGGAGUGAGGGUCUGGGGGGCCCCCAGAGAGGAGAGGGGGGCCCCCUGGGGGCCCCUAUGCAUUUUGCUUGUUCAAGGCAGCUUCGCUCGCUGCUGCAGCAAAUAAUCUAUCUCGCUCUUGCGCUGAAGGCAGCAGCACCUCAAGGGGGGCCCCCAGGGGCCCCCCUCUCACCUGCUGCUGCGCCGCUUCUUACUACUCAGGUGUCUCUGCUGCAGUGGCUGCUUAGCAACCCUGAGGCCUAUGCAUGCAGCAGCAGCAGCAGCAACAACAACAGGUUGCUGCUGCACCUCUCAACAGCAGCUAUUAAUAGGGGCCUGGGCAGACUGCAGCGCUCUACCUAUGUGAAGCAGGCUGCGCUGCUGCUGCAGCAGCAGCAACAGCAGCAGCAGCUGCUGCUGCAGCAGCAGCAACAGCAGCAGCAGCUGCUGCUGGAGCAAGAAACAGGCCAGCAGCAGCCAGCACCAGACAACUCGCCUCCGCUGCAGCAGCAAGGACCCCAUGCAGCAUCACCACCACCUCCCCGGCAGCAGCAGCAGCAGCAGCAGCAGAUUUCAUCUGGGACCCAACCGCUGCUGCCUAUCCUAAUGUCCCUGCAGCAGCUGCAUGCGUCGCUGGCUGCUGCUGCUGCUGCUGCACAUUCUCGCGGGACCCCCGGAGAUGCGCCUGUCAAUGGGCAGCAAUUUAAUAGAAAGAAGCAGCAACGAGUGCUGCAGCGCAUGCAGCAGCAGCAAGCAGCAACAGCAGCAGCAGCUGAAGAGUUAGAUUCUCCAGCAGCAGCUCUUGCUGCCCUUGGGGAGGCCUUUGAUGCUCUCUGGCAGCAAGCCGUCGAGGCGUUGCUGCAGCAGCAGCAGCUGCUGCUCCGCUGCAGCAGCAGCAGCACAAGACAGCUCCUGCUGCUCACCAGCUCUGGCGGACAGGGAGACCAGCAGAAUACACCAGAAGCAGCAGCAGCAGCAGCAACAGCAGCAGCAGCAGCAUCUAAUUCUUUUCUUUCCCUCCCGGUAGAGAAGGCCCAGCCCACCUGCAACGGCAGCAGCAGCAGCAGCAGCAGCAGCAGCAGUAGCAGCAACGGUGAAGACUUGCAAGUGGUGGAGAUCAGCGACAGCAGCGACGAAGAGCCCUCGAAAGGGGACAAGAGUGCUUCAUCUGCUGCUGCAGUUGCGGCUCCUUCUCCCCCUGGGUUUGCUGCAGCAGCAGCGGCUGCAGCGCCUGCUGCAGCAGCAGCAGCAGAAGCUGCGGUGUCACCACCUUCUACAGCCUCUACAGAACCUCUAAGUAUUCCCUCUGAUACAGAAAGUGUCUCUACCAGCGACGCCCAGCAGCAGCAGCAGCAGCAGCAGGGGCAGCAACAAGAGCAGCAGCAGCAGCAGCGGGGAGUUGCAAUUUAUGUGCUGCAGGCUCCAGCGCUGCUGUCUCCUCUGCUGCUGCUGCUGCUGGGGUACGAUGCUCAGGCGCUGCUGCUGCAGCUACCCGCUGCUGCAGCACCCUUCUAUAGAAGAGUUGUUGCUGAAGCAGCUAAGGUGCAGCAACAGCUGCCUCCGUGUUUAUGGGCAGGCCCCCUCUCGGCUGCUGCUGCAGCAACACAGCAGCAGCAGCAGCAGCACGACAAACGCAUGAAACUGUGGACGAGGGGACUGUCUCUGGUAGCUGCUGGGUGUGUUGCUGCAUCUGCUGCAGCAGCGGAGUGUCAGGGGCCUGCUUCUGCUGCACCUACACCAGCAGCAGCAGAAACUGCUGCUGCUGCUGCUGCUGCUGCUGCUAGGAGACAGCAAGCAGCAGCUGAAGCAGCUUCUUGGUGCCGCCUUCUUCUCUUUGCUGGGAGGUCUGCGCUGUCUCCUCAGACAGACGGGUGUCUCCUCAGCAGCGCCUUCCAUUCUCUGCUGCAAGACAUCUUCUACUGUCCCUUCGUCCCGUCACCAGAGGCGCUGCCUGUAGUUAUGAGGCUGCCUCCUUCUUGUAGAGAUGCUGCUAUCUGCUGCGUCUCUGCAGCAGCAGGAGCAGCAGCAACACCAGCAGCAACACAGUCCCUGCUGCUUCUUAUUCCUCAUGUCAUUCGUUGCUGCCUAUUCCCCUUUGGAUUUAGUCGUAUGUACACCGUAACCUGGAGCAGCAGCAACAGCAGCAGCAACAGCAGCAGCAGCAGCAGCAGCAACAGCAGCAGCAACAGCAGCAGCAACAGCAGCAGCAACAGCAGCAGCAUCAGCAGCAGCAGCAGCAUGGGCGGUAGCGGGGCUCCUCCGGGUUUCCCUAUCUCUUUGGAGACGUAUCCUGCACAAAGCAGUAGAAGCCUGCCUGCUGCAGUGUCUCCCUCCUCUGCUGCACCAGCAGCAGCAGCAGCAGCAGAAGCAGCAGAAGCAGCAGUAGGCAGCUUGCGUAUAUAUAGCUCCUUGAGUUCUGCUGCUCCUGCAUGCGACCCUUUGCUGCUAGCAGCAGCACGGUGGGGCCCUUCAGGUGUCUCUGCAGACAGCCGGUUAUUGGCUGUUACACACUUCGCGCUGCCGCUGCUGAGCUGUCUCCUCAAGCAGCAGCGGGGGAAUGCCUCUGUCUCCUUGCAACAGCAGCAGCAGCAGAAGCAGCAGCAGCAGCAGCCUGAGGGACAGACAGACGGAAGGAGACAGGAGACACUCCAACCUACAAAUCAGACAGCAACAGCAGCAGGGGCCCUCCCUCUUAGAAUUGUCGCGAGUCUCCUCCUAGAGGCAGCAAAGCCCUUUGCUGCCUCUCGCAAGACGCAGCAGCAGCAGCAGCAGCAAGAACAACAACAACAACAACAACAGCAGCAGCAGCAGUAUGAGCUACGUUUUAAGGGUCCUUUAUGUUUAGAGUUGCUGCUGCAGGAGGCAGCUACUCUGCUGCUAGGAGACAUUCACACGAAGGAGACACUGCUGCAUGCGCUGCAGCUGUCUCCUUCUGCUUCUCCUUGGGGCCCCCUUGGCGUGGGGCUGCAGCAACCGGGCAGCACAGCAGUAGCAAGAGAGAUCCUCUCUCGCUUUACUUUGCCUCUCUGCUUGCAAGCAUGCGCCCCGCUGCAGCCAGCAGCAGCAGCAGCAGCAGCAGCAGCAGCAGGAGUGGGGGGACAAGAAGGCGAGAAGGGCCCCUGGGAAGUGGUUGCUGCUGCAGCAAAGGCAGGGGCCCGUGUCUCUGCUUCUGUUUCUUUUUUCUGCUGCUGCGCUCGUCAGCUGCUGCCUCCUCUCUUAGUAGCCCCUGAAGGAGACAGUGCGCAGCUCAAGUGUACAGACAGCUGCGGGGGUAGAGCUGACGAAACCUGCUGUCUCCUUUCUUAUCCCCCUCCUUCUUUUGCUCUCGCUCUUGACUUCCUCUUCUGUCACUUAGGGGCCCCAGGAACCCCCUUCCAGGGGCCCUUACAAGAAGCCUGUAACAGCAGCAGCAGCAGCAGCAGCAGCAACAGCAACAACAACAAUAGCCCAGCAGCAGCGGCAGCAGCAGCUGCUGCUGCUCCUCCUGCUGCUGCUGCUGCUGCUGGAGUGGCGCGAACAGUGGGGCUUUCCUUUCAAGGGACAGCUCUUUAUGAUGAGUGUCUCCUUUGUGCAUGCGGCAGCUGUACCCGCUCUGCUGCUGCUGCUGCUAAUGUGGGGCCCCCAGGCAAAACGCAAAGCUUCCUCUCUGCUGUCUGUGCAGUUGCGGCUUUUGCUGCUGGGCCGCAGCAGCAGCCACCAGCAGACAAGGCCACAAGCAGCAGCAGCAGCAACAGCAGCAGCAGCAGCAGAGGAGCCGAGUGUACUUCUCUAGCACUUCUUUCUGCUUUUGUCGUUCUGUGUGACAAGGUGCUGCAAGCAAUUUCUUCAGCCCUGCAGCAGCAGCAGCAACAGCAGCAGCAGCAAAAGCAGCAGCAGCAAGAAGGAUCAUGGGGGCCGAUGUUUCUUCCUCCGGGGCUGCGGCGAUGGUUCUUGAGGAACUGCAGCAGCAGCAGCAGCAGCAGCAGCAGCAGUUUGCGGGCCUCGCUGCUGCCUGAUCCAGAGGACACGUUGAGGGCCGAGGGUCUCUUACUUCUUGUCUCUAGCUUCAGAAGAAGUCUUAGAAGCCUCGCCCGUUGUCUAUGUGGUGUUGCUGAGGAGGUUAGGGGGAUCUCUAAGGGGGGCCCCCCUUCUUUGUUUAAUAUGUUGCAGCAGCAAACAGGUAGUGUUGCUGAUCCCGUUGCAGCUAUUCACCAACGCAUGCAGGGGAGCACAAACAACAAAUCUUCUGAAGCCCUCGCGGACCCGCAACAGCAGCAGCAGCAGCAGCAGCAGCAGCAGGAUCAGCAGCAGGAGCAGCAGCAGCAGCAGCGUCAGCAGGAGCAGGAGCAGCAGCAGCAGCAGCAGCAGCAGCAGCAGCAGCAGCAGCAGCAGCAGCAGCGGCCCUCAGUUCGAAGGCCCUACAAUAGAGCAGCAGCAAUAACAGCAACAGCAGCAGCAGCAACGGCAACAGCAGCAGCAACAACUGCAGCAACAGCAGCAGCAGCAGCAGAGGCGGUGGUCUACGACUGGUGCUGCGCCGCAUCUGGGGUGUACAGCCAGCUUCGGCUGAGGCAGCAGCAGCAACAGCAACACGGGCAGCAACACCGCAGCAGCAGCAGCAGCAGCAGGGUCACUUCGAACUCGAGGCUGCGCCUCCGCGGGCUCAUGAGCGUGAAGGUCCCUGCUGCAGCAGCAGAAGCAGCCAAAACUUCUGCUGCUGCUGCUGCUGCUGCUGCUGCCGUUCGAAGCAGCAGCAGCAGCAGCAGCAGCAUAAAGUCUCCUGCUGAGGGCCUUCUGCUGCCUUCUACACCCCCUCUCCUCUGUCUCCCCAACGCCAACAGAGACACCGCAAUGCCUCGAAGCAUAGAGUUGCUGCGGUUGCUAGAAGAAGAGGCGGAGACAGAGGCUUUGUUCUCUAAGGAGCACCUCAACAGCAGCAGCUGCAGCAGCAGCAGCAGCAGCGGCGGCGUCGGCCCCGCCGCCGCUAUCGAGAAGUUAAGAGCCAGCAGCAACAACAGCAUCAACAGCAGCAGCAGCAGCAGCAGAGUGCUUCUGAAUGCAGUCUCUGCUCGGUCUUCACAAGCUUCUGCUGCAGAUAGCGGGGCCCUGUCUCCUGUCUCUUUGUCUCCUCCUCUACCCUCCCCACUGAGCUUGGGGGCCCCUAAUCUAUCAGAUGCUCUUCGAAGCAGCAAACCCCACAGCAAGUGUCCCUUUCACCUCUUGAGGGGCCCCCAGGCCCCAGGGGCCCCAAGGGCCCCCGGGGGGUCCCCCCAGUCCCCAUGGGGGCCCCCUAAGACACCAUGGGGGGCCCCCAAGACCCCUUUGGGGGCCCCUAAUGGCCCAGGGGGGGCCCCGAAGGGCCCUCAGGCCCCAGGGUCCCCAUGGGGGGCCUCCAAGACCCUAUGGGGGGCCCCCAAGGCCCCAGGGGCUUCAUGGGGGGCCCCCAAUGCCUUAGGGGGCCCCGGGGGCCCCCAUCAACUUGAAAUGGUUACUAGGGGACUAAAGGAGACCCUACUACGUCUCAGCAACGCAGGGGGGAGGCCCUUAGAGCAGCUUCAAUCAAGGGGGGCCCCCCUGCCUCUAUGCCGCUUAGAAGCUCGCUGUAGGGGGCCCCUCACUUGGGUCUCCUCUGCAACGCGAAACUCUGAAUGGGGGAGGCGUAAGGGGGCCCCCCCCUCUACCCGAGCUGCUGCGCCCUCUGCUGCAGCAGCAGAAGCCCCUAAGUUUUUACUGUCUCCUCAAGAGAUCAGUGGGGGAGACACAGUGACUGUUGCCGGCAGCGGGGGGCCCAUGGGGCCCCAAAUGGGGGCCCCUGCUGCAGCUGUGGGGUCGCUCGAGGCCAAGCCCCUCAUAGCCGCAGCAGCAGAGGGACCCCCAGCAGCAGAAGCAGCAGCAACAGCAACAGCAGCAGCAGCGAAAACGGCGGCCCCCUGGGGGCCCCCUGGGGGCCCCUAUGGGGGGGCCCCAACCUCCUUCGGCUAUGCCAAGGGGGCCCCCGAGGCUUCUAAGGUGCACCGCUUUAGUUGUACUGGAGCGCAGCAGCAGCAGCAGCAGCAGCAGCAGCAGCAGCAGCAGCAAGAGGGUCAGCAGCAGGAGACAGAGGAGGUGUCUCUUAGCUGCCCCUUGAGGAGACCGUGCUGCUCUCUGUUGUCUCCUUCUUCUUCUUCUUCUCCUUCUUCUUCUUCUUUUAUUCAGAGACAAAGGAUACACCUCAGCUGUCUAGCCCCUGACUUGCUGUCUCCAGCAGCAGCGCAGCAAAACAGAGAAGCAUACGGCUACAACGAGGGCCCCGGCUACUUGCUGCAGCACCUGCAAGGGGGGGCCCCCCUCUCUAGAGGGGCCCCCCAAUCGUCUCUGCAUGCGCCUCGUCUAUCAGCUGCAGCAGCAACUCUUUAUGCAGCAGCAGCAGCAUGGAGAGACACAGAAGGUUCUCUGAAAAGAGACAGCUGGAGGGGGGCCCCCUUGAGGGGCCCCCAAUGGGGCCCCCCUCAAUCACACAAAAGAGAAGAGGAGACAGUCGAAGACUCCUUGCUGCUAUCAGAGACACAAGCGUCUCCUCGGGUCAGCAACAACAGCAUAGCGUACUUCAAGCACAGGCUUCAGUUAGAGCAGCAGCGGCUGCUGCAGCAGCAGCAGCACCCGCUGCGAACCCGGCUCCGAAGCCACACUGUGCAGCAGCAGCUGCGGCAGCAGCAGCAGCUGUGGCAGCAGCAGCAGCAUCGGCAGCAGCAGCAGCGCCAGUGUGCAUCAUGCUCCUCUAUUAGUAGCUGGGGGCCCCCUAAGGGGUCUGCAGAGGGCUUCUUAGGGGGCCCCCUUACCUGGUCGGCAUGUGGGGCCCCACGGCAGCAGCAGCAGCUGCUGCUGCAGCAGCAGCAGCAGCAGCUAGAAGCAUCGUUUGCUGCUCGCUUUAAAGAGUCUCCUCGGGUCUCCACAGGAAAUCUGUCUCUUCAUUCCACUGUAGCAAUGAGCGCCAGCAGCAGCAGCAGCCGCAGCUGCAGCUUGACUCGCUGCUGCAGCAGCAGCAACAACAGCAGCGCGAGCUGCACUCUUGCUGCCGCUGUUGCUGCUGCUGCUGCUGGAGACAGAGACAAUGGAGUCGAGAGAGAGCGCCGUCUCCUCUACAAACGCCUUGAGCAGCAGUUUACCCUUUCGCUUGUAAGUGCUGCAGCUGCAGCACUGCAGCAGCAGCAGCAGCAACAACAACACCAGCAGCAGCAGCAAGAGCAACAGCAGAAGCAACAACACGAGCAGCAGCAGCAGCAGCAGCAGCAGCAGGAGCAUGCCGUUGACAUGCAUUAUUGGGGGCCCACAACGGGGAAGGGAGAGCCUGCAGAGCCCCAAGGAGACAGAAAGGAGACACCUGAAUCAGCAGCAAAGACAGCAGCAGCAGCAGCAGAGCGUGAUCUCCUUCCGGGCCCCCGCAGCACUUCACAAAUCUCCACACAGGAGGAGCUGCUGCCAGCAGCAGGCAGCACACUUGAACAGCAGCAGCAGCAGCAGCAGCAGCAGGAGCAACAGCAGGAGGAGCAGCAAGAGCAACAGAGGAAGCCCAGUGAUAGCCGGGGAGAAGGAGACAGUGUAGAUGAGGUGUCUCCUCGUCUCCUCUCCAAUUAUUUUAAGUCUUUUGCUUCAAAGAGACCCUUCUCAGCUGAUGGCUCAUCGAGAUGCUUCCCCGGUGCUGCUGCUGCUGCUGCUGCUGUUGCUGCUGCUGUUGCUGCUGCACGGGCGCAGCGCGGGCGGCGGCGGAGCAACGGCGGAGCUGCUGCUGCUGCUUCCGUUGCUGCUGCUGCUGCUCCUGUUGUGCCCCCUCUGCAGCUCAGCAGCGUUGUGGCAGCAGCAGCAGCAGCAGGUACAGCAGCAGCAGCAGCAGGACCCGCAGCAGCAGCAACAGGACCCGCAGCAACAGCAACAGCAGUAGAAGCAGCAAGAGAAGGAGAAGCAGCAAGAGCAGCAAGAGAUAAUGAAGAGUGCUCGCUGGAGACAGCUUCAGCUGACCGCGCGAUGUCUCCUUUUAGCAGCAGCAGGUGCAGCAACACAGGGGCCCCCUUGGGGCCCCCUGAAGCUGAGUCCUCCUCUGUACAGGGCCUUGGGCUCUGCUAUCGGGAAGGGAGGAGACAAGACGUUGCUGCUGCAGAAGCAGCAAGUGCUGCUGCUGUCCCUCGAGGGCAGCAGCAGCAGCAGCAGCAAAAGCAGCAGCUGCAGGAAGAGCAACAGCAACAAGAGAGACAGCAAGCAAAUUAUCUUGAGUCUGUCUCCAUAGAGAGAAAGGAGACAGGUCUCCAGACAGGAGACACUUCUCUGCUUAGCAGCUGCAGGAUAGAGGGAGUAGCAGCAGCAGCAGCAGCAGCGGCAGCAGCAGCAGCCGGUGCUGCGCCUGAAGCAGCAAUAGCAAUUGCAGAUAAGAAAGGGGAGACCGGGGGUGUUGCUGCUGCAGCGUCUGCUGCAGCACAGACGGAAGUUGCUGCUCCUUCAGAAGCAGAAGAAGAGGCAGCAGCAGCAGCAGCAGCAGCAGAACUGCUGUCUCUAGAGAGCCUCAGCUGUCCCCUUGUUGAGAUGUCUCCUAGCGCAUUUGAAGCAGAAGAGAUGAAUGCUUCAGAGGAGUCUUUCCCCGCAGCAGCAACAGCAACAGCAACAGCAGCAGCAACAGCAGCAGCAGCAGCAGCAUGGCCCCCCUUUCUCUCACCAGGCCUCAUGAGAAGAGACCCGAGGGCCGCUGCAGCAAGAGAAGUGUCUCCUACAGAGAGCGAAUUCACCUUUGCUGCUGCCUCGCCCCCUCCACCUGCAGCAGAAGCAGCAGCAGCAGCAGUUGCUGCUGCUGGUGCUGCAGCACCUGGUGGCGCCUGCGGCAACACGAGCAGCAGCAACAGCAGCAGCAACAACAAUAAAACAGGAGGAUACUCUGAAGGGCAAUUAAUUCCCUGCUGCUGGUGGUUCCCAGUCAACUGCAGCAGCAGCAGCAGCAGCAGCAGCAGCAGCCGCAAAGAGGGAGACACACGCCACUGUCAAAUUCAAACCGUGACACCGCCAGCAACAGCUGCAACAGCAACAGCAACAGCAGCUGCAGCAGCAGCAGCAGCAGCUCCAUUAAUAGAAACCAUUCAAGUCGCAGUAACUCCCUCGGGGCCCCAGGAGGUGGUGUUGAGGGGCCCCUUCGCCUUAGGGGCCCCGAAGCAACUGCAGCAGCGAAGGCUGCAGCAAGAACUCCAGCAGCAGCAGCAGCUGCUGCAGCGGCGUCCGAAGCAGCAACAGCACCAUAGAAAGCCGCAGCAGCAGCAGCAGCAACAGCGCCAGACGCAGCAGCAACGUCAACCUCGGAAGCAGCAGCAGCAAGGUCUACAGCAGCAGCAGCAGCAGCAGCAGCAGCAGCAGUUCGUAAGUGUUAAUACCGCUGAGGCAGAAGGAGACACUAUAAAGCAGCAACAUGAGUUCCUUCUGCUAAGGGGCUUCUCUUUAAAGAGGCCCCCUCCUCCUUCAGAAGGUUUGCUGCUGCAGCUGCUGCACAGCCUAAGCCCUUCGCAACUAAACAAAGACAAAAACGUAGGGGCCUCACAGCACCCCUAG